Messenger RNA from Trichomonas vaginalis G3, 783 nucleotides. RefSeq lists its product as uncharacterized. Bases 1 to 783 code for a protein of 260 amino acids. The transcript has a single exon. Lineage: Eukaryota; Parabasalia; Trichomonadida; Trichomonadidae. The record is from RefSeq and is a predicted model, not a curated record.
AUGCACAAGACCUCUCAAGGUGGCUCUUUAUACAUAAAUUUAAAAAAAGGCGAGUGUAUUCAAAACCGAAUCUGCAGUUUUGGCUCGAGAACACUAAGACAAGGUGUGUACUGUUAUGUUACGGUUUCAUCUGCAUCUCCAUUUAAGAAUUAUAUCUUUGACUCAACAAUCACUUCAAGUGGUUAUGAAAACGAAGAAGGUGACAGUAAUAUUUACUUAUUUAAUGGAGAAAUAAAUUUAAAAUCAAUCAAUAUUUCAUAUUCAAAACUGAUUUUCACAAAUUUCUACUCUCUGACUCCUAAUUCUAACUCAAACAUAACAUUUUCAACAUUUUCAAACAAUUGGUCUCCUUCAAACAACUAUGAAGCAAUUCAUUCAGGAUCAUUUUCCGCAUCACCUGAAUUUACAAUGCUUUUUUGUAAUUUCUUCGAAAAUCAUUGCACAAGCCUUAUUCUCAGUUAUUUUAAACUCUAUGUUAUUAAUUGCAGUAUAUAUUCUAACAGUAUCGAAAUGGGAAUUUUUGAAGCAGGCAACGAUCAAAUUGAAGUCAAGGGAUGCUAUGUACAAAUUUAUGAACCAAAUAAUCAAAUAAUUGGAGAUGUCAUAAUAACAGAAACAGUAAAUGAAGCUUAUCCACAAAAUCUUCAUUUUACUAGUUCAUGUUCAACAGAACUAAAACUUCCAGAAGAAGAAACAAAGGAAAAAGAAGAAAUCAAAGUUGACUUUAAACGAAAAAAUAAAUUUAAUAUCUUUUUAUUUUUUGUUUCUCUUAAUUCUGAAUAA